AUGGGUGAUGGUACUGCCACUAUUGUAGUUACAAUAGCCGUUAUCUGCAUGUCAUUAUUGAGAAGGUACAAGCCAUUUAGAGAAUGGGUAGCCAAAGCAGCUGAGAGAUCAUUAAGGGUUAUAAAGAACAAGGAUGAGCUAUAUUUGACUACACCAGAGCUGACACUCCACAAAUCAAGACCUUCUGCUUCUGCUAGGCCCUUUGAAGAAUAUGUCAACGCCCUGGAAUCGAUGAAAGGCUACUUAAAGUCAUCUCAAAAGAUUACUAGUAUGGUUAAUAAUAGAGCUAAAGAGUUAUCUAGAAAAGAGUUAUCUCAGCUAAAGGAUAUUGGAUAUUUCAGCAAGUUAGACUACAUAACAAGCGCUACUAUUAAGAAUAGUGCGGUUAUCGAGGAUAUCAUAAAAUGUACCCUAAAGGAGCUGGCAUUGAAAAAUCAUAAUAACGUUGAUCUAAAGGCUGAUCUAGAAUUAGCUUGCAAUAAGUUGGGCUAUAAACUUGACUCAGAAGGUAAUAUUUCUAAGCUAAAUACUAUCAAGCUACUGAGCUCUGCAACGAGCAGAUCAAACUCGGUUACAGAAUCUCUGAAUCAUCUGUGCAGAGACUGGAGUGACUAUUAUAAAUGUGAACGUGAUCCCCUUACUGAAUACAUCAUUGAGAGAAUAAAUUCUAUAAAUAUUAAAGGAAAAGAUAUCUUAAUAGUGGUUCCGGGUUCUGGUGUAGGUAACAUUGCAUACAAUUUAUCUCAGAAGUUUCCAGAGGCAAAAGUAGAUUCCAUCGAAUUGUCUUCCUAUAUGUUCAUAUGCAACAGAUAUGCACUAACUAGCAGUAACGAUAUUAGUAUUAGUCCAUUUGCAUUGUAUUACUCUGGCCAGACAAGUGCAAAAAACCAAACUCGAGAAUUGAAUGUAAACCUAUCCAAUGUAUCUGAGAGAGAAAAUCUUUACCCAUAUUGGGCUGAUUUUAGACUAUAUCCCUCUACUCUAGAAAAGAAAUAUGACUACAUUAUUGUUUGUACUGCAUACUUCAUCGAUACUGCUGAGAAUUUAUUUGAAUAUUUCAACUCCAUUGAAAAUCUGUCAGAGCACUGUAACAAAGACCUUCAUUGGAUAAAUAUUGGACCUUUAAAAUAUGGUACUCGACCAAAGGUACAGUUGACUGUAGAGGAAUUAACCAAAUUACGUAAGUUACGUAAUUGGAAGGAUCUUCAUACACAAACAGUUUUGGACUAUGAUGAAAAACUAAAUGGAUACUUAACCGAUUACGAGGGCCUGUACCAAGGCUAUUAUGGAUUGACAAAAUUCCAUACUGUCUGCAGGAAGUGA
Molecule: messenger RNA, 1323 nt
Organism: Nakaseomyces glabratus
Lineage: Eukaryota; Fungi; Ascomycota; Saccharomycetes; Saccharomycetales; Saccharomycetaceae
Molecular function (GO): S-adenosylmethionine-dependent methyltransferase activity
Source: RefSeq, a predicted model, not a curated record